Molecule: messenger RNA, 7265 nt
Organism: Procambarus clarkii (red swamp crayfish)
Lineage: Eukaryota; Metazoa; Arthropoda; Malacostraca; Decapoda; Cambaridae
Product: mucin-22
Biological process (GO): response to heat; protein refolding
Cellular component (GO): nucleus; cytoplasm
Source: RefSeq, a predicted model, not a curated record
CGGCAUCCCGGAUAUAAAGUGCGCCGCCUCCCCUCGCCCAUCUCCCAGUGCGACUUCCCCUCAGUGCCCGCACUCGCACACACGUGAGCACGAACACCUCCCAGUGAUAAUCCGGAAUCGACCCAGAGCUCGAGAAGAUGGCCUCAGUUCAGAAAAAGACGACACGGACAACAAAGAAAGUUACGACGGAGACACAGGGCCAGGUCCAGACCCAGUCCAGUGUGAAACAAUCCUCUCAGGUGUCGUCUCACAAAAGCCUCACAAUCACAAAGAAGGGACAGUUUUUCAGUGACUCGUUCUUUGAGGACACGCGGCAAGAUUUCCAAGACGCCAUCAAGGAUGUGUUGACAAAAUGUGGCGACAAGUCGUCCAAGGGCGACGACAUCACUUCUUACAGGAGCCUACGAAGCCGUGAGCUGAAGGACGAGAACCAAGCCAUAAAGUCAACAGACGACGAACUCUUCCAUAAGAUUGUGGUGGACGUGAACGACUUCAUUAACGGGGGCGAGGUGACAGUGAAGACGGUAGAGGAGCGGGAGGUGGUGGUGGAGGGCCGCGUGGAGAGGAAGCAAGGCAACACCAGGUCCAGCAAGAGUUUCAAACGAAGCUUCAUUCUACCUGAGGACAUCGACGUGGAGGCUCUUACCGCUGUGGUUUCCUCCGAUGGUGUCCUCAUCAUCAAAGCCCCCAAGAAGCCUUGCAGUGCGCCAUCGUCACAGAUAAGUGUGAAGGUACAGAAGCAGGUGCAGAGUUCCACCAGCACUCAGAAGACUGGACAAGCUCUCGAUACAACACUUGCUGUUAAAACUGAGAAUGUUAAGCAGCAGACAACGAAGACUUCACAGGACAAUGUAGUCAGCCAGAAAGUGACUCAGAAGGUGACAACGGUGACUGAAGGCACAGUCAGUGACACCGCCAGUAGGCCUCUGCCGAUCGCUAAGAAAGGCCUCUUCUUCGACGACUCUUUCUUCGAGGACUCUCGCCAGCUGUACCAGACAGCCGUCAGGCAGGUACUUGAGAAGUCCAACGAGAAAUCUUCUCAAACUGACGACAUCACCACCUACAGGAACCUGCGCCGGCGGGAUCUGAAGGAGGAAAACCAAGCCGUCACUGUCAACGAAGGCCAACAAACUCAUAAGAUCAUAGUAGAUGUACAAGACUUUAUCAACGGUGGGGAGGUGACGGUGAAGACAGUUGACGAGAGGGAGGUGGUGAUUGAGGGUCACAUAGAGAAGCAGGAGGGCAACAGAAGGUCUUCCAAGAGCUUCUGUAAACGCUUUGUCCUGUCGGAGGAUAUUGACGUGGAGUCCUUGACGUGUGUGGUCUCGGCUGAUGGAGUCCUCACUAUCACUGCACCCAGAAAGCCAUCAGCGAUGCCAGUAACAGAUGUUAGUAGAACCACUACUACAGAAACCAGGAAACAAAUCCAGCAAUCAACUGUCACCACGACUGAGGGACAAGACGUGAAGGAAGUUGUAGUAGCACCACAACCAGCACCAAGAGUUACACAGGAUGACACUAACCAGGAGAAAACCGUGACCACUGUGACCCGACAGGUCAAGACUGUGACAGACACCACCACCACCAGCGACGCCGGCACCAGGCCUUUACCAAUCACUAAGAAAGGUCCCUUCUUCGAUGACUCUUUCUUUGAGGAUUCUCGUCAACCUUUCCAGAAAGCUGUGAGACAAGUUCUGGAAAAGACCAACGAGACCUCUUCUCAAACUGAUGACCUUACCACCUACAGGAACCUGCGUCAGCGUGACCUGAAGGAGGAAAACCAGGCUGUCACUGUCGAUGAAGACCAGAAAACUCACAAGAUCAUAGUAGAUGUACAAGACUUUAUCAACGGUGGGGAGGUGACGGUGAAGACAGUGGAGGAGAGGGAGGUGGUGAUUGAGGGUCACAUAGAGAAGCAGGAGGGCAACAGAAGGUCUUCCAAGAGCUUCUGUAAACGCUUUGUCCUGUCGGAGGAUAUUGACGUGGAGUCCUUGACGUGUGUGGUCUCGGCUGAUGGAGUCCUCACUAUCACUGCCCCCAGAAAGCCAACAACGAUGCAGGUAGAUGGUAACAUUGAGACAACUGUUACUAAGAAAACAGUGAAAACCACAACUAUUACAACGACGGAAGGACUGGAAGAGGAUGAACCCACUCCUGUCAAACCUGAGCCCACUCCUGUCAAGCCAGAACCCAUUCCUGUCAAGCCAGAACCCAUUCCUGUCAAGCCAGAACCCACUCCUGUCAAGCCAGAACCCACUCCUGUCAAAUCAGAGCCUGUUGUUGUCGAACCAGAAUCCACUGAGACAACUGUUACUAAGAAAACAGUGAAAACCACAACUAUUACAACGAUGGAAGGACUGGAAGAGGAUGAACCCACUCCUGUCAAGCCAGAACCAAUUCCUGUCAAGCCUGAGCCCACUCCAGUCAAGCCAGAACCCACUCCUGUCAAAUCAGAGCCUGUUGUUGUCGAACCAGAAUCCACUGAGACAACUGUUACUAAGAAAACAGUGAAAACCACAACUAUUACAACGACUGAAGGACUGGAAGAGGAUGAACCCACUCCUGUCAAGCCAGAACCAAUUCCUGUCAAGCCAGAACCCACUCCUGUCAAGCCAGAGCCCACUCCUGUCAAGCCAGAACCCACUCCUGUCAAAUCAGAGCCUGUUGUUGUCGAACCAGAAUCCACUGAGACAACUGUUACUAAGAAAACAGUGAAAACCACAACCAUUACAACAGUAGAAGGACUGGAAGAUGAUGAACCCACUCCUGUCAAGCCAGAACCCACUCCUGUCAAACCAGAACCCACUCCUGUCAAAUCAGAGCCUGUUGUUGUCGAACCAGAAUCCACUGAGACAACUGUUACUAAGAAAACUGUGAAAACCACAACUAUUACAACGACGGAAGGACUGGAAGAGGAUGAACCCACUCCUGUCAAGCCAGAACCAAUUCCUGUCAAGCCUGAGCCCACUCCAGUCAAGCCAGAACCCACUCCUGUCAAGCCAGAGCCUGUUGUUGUCGAACCAGAAUCCACUGAGACAACUGUUACUAAGAAAACUGUGAAAACCACAACUAUUACAACGACGGAAGGACUGGAAGAGGAUGAACCCACUCCUGUCAAACCAAAAGAAGUUGUGAAAACAUCUGAUGAAAAUGUUGUCACUCGUAAAGUUGAUACAGAGAAAACAGUAUCAACGGUGAACCAACAGGACACAACAGUGACGGACAGCACCAGAAGGGGCACUGUCACAAGGGUUAUAACCAUCAUCAAGAAAGGUUCCUUCUUUGACGACUCUUUCUUCGAGGACUCUCGCCAGCUUUUCCAGACAGCUGUGAGGAGAGUCCUGGAACAGUUCAACGAGACGUCUUCCCAAACUGACGACAUCACCACCUACAGGAAGUUGCGUCAGCGUGACCUGAGAGAGGAAAACCAAGCCGCCACUGUCAACGAAGAUCAGACGUCUCAAAAGAUGAUUGUAGACGUGCAAGAUUUUGUGAACGGCGGGGAGGUGACGGUGAAGACAGUGAACGACAGGGAGGUGGUGAUUGAGGGUCACAUAGAGAAGCAGGAGGGCAACAGAAAAUCUUCCAAGCGCUUCUGUAAACGCUUUGUCCUGUCGGAGGACAUUGACGUGGAGUCACUGACGUGUGUGGUCUCGGCUGAUGGAGUCCUCACGAUCACUGCUCCCAGAAAACCAACAACGAAGCAGAUAGAUGGUGGCACUGAGACAACACACACUAAGAAAACAGUGAAAACCACAACCAUUACGACAAUAGAAGGACGGGAAGACGAUGAACCCACUCCUGUCAAACCAAAAGAAGUUGUGAAAACAUCUGAUGAAAAUGUUGUCACUCGUAAAGUUGAUACAGAGAAAACAGUGUCAACGGUGAACCAACAGGACACAACAGUGACGGACAGCACCACAAGGGGCACUGUCACAAGGGUUAUAACCAUCAUCAAGAAAGGUUCCUUCUUUGACGACUCUUUCUUCGAGGACUCUCGCCAGCUUUUCCAGACAGCUGUGAGGAGAGUCCUGGAACAGUUCAACGAGACGUCUUCCCAAACUGACGACAUCACCACCUACAGGAAGUUGCGUCAGCGUGACCUGAGAGAGGAAAACCAAGCCGUCACUGUCAACGAAGAUCAGACGUCUCAAAAGAUGAUCGUAGACGUGCAAGAUUUUGUGAACGGCGGAGAGGUGACGGUGAAGACAGUGAACGGCAGAGAGGUGGUGGUGGAAGGUCACAUUGAGAAGCAGGAGGGCAACAGAAAGUCUUCCAAGCGCUUCUGUAAACGUUUCAUUCUUUCCGAAGAUAUUGAAGUGGAAUCUGUUACGUCUGUUGUGUCGACUGAUGGCGUCCUGACCAUCACUGCUCCAAGAAAGACACCGUCCACAAAGCAGAUUGAGGACAGCACAGAGACAACACAAACUAAGAAGACACUACAGACAUCAACCAUAACAACAUCAGGACAGGAUGUUAGUGAACCCGCUCCUGCCAAAGAUAAGACCGUCUCGACUGUUACCCAACAGGUCAAGAGAGUGACAGACAGCACCACCAGCGACACUGUCAUUAGGAUAUUGACCAUCAUCAGAAAGGGUAAUUUCUUCAGCGACUCUUUCUUCGAAGACUCCCGCAAACUGUUCCAGUCAGCAGUGAGACGCGUCCUGGAAACGUUCCACGAGACAACUACUCAAACUGACGAAAUUACCACUUACCGGAAUCUUCGCCGUCGGGACCUGAGGGAAGAGAACCAAGCCAAUACAGUCAACGAAGACCAGCAAAAUCAUAAGAUAAUUGUUGACGUCCAAGACUUCGUGAACGGCGGGGAGGUGACGGUGAAGAUAGUGAACGAGAAGGAGGUGGUGGUGGAAGGUCGCAUAGAGAAGCAGGAGGUGAAGACCACCACGACCAAACGCUUCUGUAAACGAUUUGUCCUGCCGGAGGAUACGGACGCGAAGUCCGCGUCUGCUGUGAUGUCCGCUGACGGCGUCCUUACCAUUAUAACCAGAAAGAAGGUUACCAUCACAACGACGAAACAAAAGGAAGUUAGUGUAGAGAAGAAAGUGACCAGCAAGACAGUUGACCGCAGCACCUUCAACAAGGUUCUCACCAUCGUGGUCAAGGGAGCCUUCUUCAGCGACACAACCUUUGAGGACGUUCGCCAAGAAUUCCAGUCAUCCAUCAAAACUGUCGUGGAGAAGUUUAAGAUAGAAACAACUAGCACAGACCAGUUCACCGCGUACAGAAACUUCCGCAAGAGGAACCCCAAGAAUGAAAAUCAAGCGUUUUGCGUUAAGGACACUGAAGACGUUUGGAAGGCUGUGAUUGACGUGUGCGACUUCGUCGGUGGUGUGAAGGUGCAGGUGAUCAACGGACAAGAGAUCAAGGUGGAGGGACGCGGGAACAGACAAGAGGGCGUGUCUGUGGUCUCCUUCAGCUUCAUGCGAGGCUUCAUCCUCCCUGACGACUGUGACUUGGAGGCCGUCUCCGCUGUCAUGUCGGCUGAGGGCGUCCUCACAAUUGUCGGCCCCAAGAUGAAAUAAAGCCAAAGAAUGUCAAAACAGUGUGCUUGAAAGAAAUAACGUAACCCACAUAAUUGAACUUAAAUGCAAUUGACGACGUUUCGGCCCCUUCUGAACCCUUAGUGUGACUUGUUAAAGGUCCAAGAUGUACCGAAACAUUGUUACUCAUUGCACUUUACAUGUGUGAGUUGGGUUAUAUGAAAUAAAUCUCCAAGGAACGUGUCUACUAAGAAACGUUGAUGGUUUUGAAUUGAAUUGUUGAGUUCCUUUUUCUUACAGUUAGGCUCGUACGCAGUGCAAGGGAAUGUAUAGAAUAUUAAAGUUGUUCAGUAAAUAUCUUUAUAAAUAUUACUUGGUAUGUAUGUGCUUAUAGGUUUUAAGUUAAAUAAAUAUACACACAGAAUAUACACACACACACACAUUGCGUUAAGACUUAUAUACGUGCGCCAGGACAUACACUUGUAUCCAAACAACAGAUGUCAACAAAUAUAUUUGUACGUAUUUCAGGCAAGAAAAAAACAAACGGGUUAGUUACGAUCACCAAGAGCCUAUUUUAGAUAGCCUAGCACUGGACCAGCUCACACGUUGAGACAGUAAUUGCUGUCAAACUCCUGCUAUACACGUGACCUUUGUAUGAUAGCAAAUGUGCAUGUGUUUAUACAUGUGUAACUGGGAACCAGAUUUUCCGAUCAAAAUAAUAGCAAUGACUAUAGAUAUGUGUACAAACGUUAGAGGAUGAAGACUGUCAUAUAUCAAGUCCUGAUUUGGCAUCCUGGAGGAUAUUUAUCAUCUCUUGAAUGUAUAAACAAUAUCUUGGACCUGAUGAAUAUUCUGUAAGAAAGACAUUUCAAUUUAGCUAUAAUAACUUAGCUCUUUAUUUUGAUAAUGACUUACAGGUAGUGAUGUCAUUUUAUCUAUUGACUACUCCAACCACUUGGGUUGGACGGUAGGGCGACGGUCUCGAUUCAUGCAGGUCGGCGUUCAAUCCCCGACCGUCCAAGUGGUUGGGCACCAUUCCUUCUUCCAUCCCCCCAAUCCCAUCCCCACAUCCUUAUCCUGACCCCUUCCCAGUGCCAUAUAGUCGUAAUGGCUUGGUGAUUUUUCCUAGUAGUUCCCUUCCCUUCCCUAUCUAUUGACUAGAAUCUCUUGAUUGAUUCUUAUUAGUCAAGUGCUGCAGGCGCAAGACAUUGAGUGAGCAGCUUGUUGUGUAUAGCGCGAGGCAGUGUAUGUGAUGCAAGUGUGUGGGAGAAUGUCUCAUGUGGCAGAGCACCUCACCCUGGAAGCCUCAGCUGGUGUUCCUAAAGCCGUGAGCCUCACACGAAUCUUAUUUACAUGUUUUAAUGGCAUUAUUUAAUAUGUAUACUGGAGUGUAAUUCAAUGAUAUAUUCCUCACUUUAUAUUACAGUAACAAUACUACAUGUUUCGCUUGUAUUACGAUUCCGUAUGCUGUAUGCACAUCCAACUACGGUAUAGUACAUAUUGAGUUUAAACUUCAUAAUAAUAAUUUAACUUCUAUAACAAUAGGGUGUGGGUUCAGCCAACAUAUAUGUGACUUCGGAAACACAUGGCCAGUGGAUGACACACACACAUACAUGUAUCAUUCAAGAAAAUUAAUGUUUCUUAUACAUUUGAACAAUAACACAACCUGUGUUGUUGAUGUUUUAAUUGAUAUAAUAACUUCCUAAUAGUGUCCAGGAUUAUCUGGCAUAAUAAAGGUCCCGGUAGGACAUCUCAACAAACAAA